This is a messenger RNA of Adineta steineri, 756 nucleotides long. The record is from the annotation of a GenBank genome assembly. NCBI's taxonomy places the organism in Eukaryota, Metazoa, Rotifera, Eurotatoria, Adinetida, Adinetidae.
AUGAACACAACAACUUUCUAUGUUUCUUUAUUAAAAGAUUCUAAUACUUCAAUCAUAAUUAACAAAUUAUGGUUUAUUCUUGUCGAUAUUCUAGCACUUAUAUGUAUUAUUUUAGCCAUUUUAAUGUCAAUAUUAUUUUUAUGUAUUGUUUUAACCGAUAAAACAUGUCAUACUAUUCUUAUGAUACUUGUUACUAAUUCAUGUUUUGCUGGUUUUAUAUUUACACUUCUUUUAUUCUGGGUUUCAUUUUUUACACUUUAUAAUGAUCUUCAACAAAUUUAUUAUCAAGAUUUAUUUUGUAAUUUUCGAGGUUAUAUGUGUUAUGUUACUUGUUUUGCAUUGAUUUAUUCUUAUUUCUUACAAGCGAUUCAUAGUUAUAUAACAAUUAUUUAUCCAAAUAGCGUAUUCUGGCAAUCCGAAAAAUUUCAAUAUCUUCUCAUUAUUUUAACAUGGAUAGCUGCUUUUAUAUUUGCAUGUCCACAAAUAGCUACUAAUGCCAUCAAAUAUUCUGCUGAUGAUCAGAUAUAUCAACUGCCACUUCGUAUUUCUCUCUUAUUAUGUGUCUUAUACAAUAUUCGUGUUUAUGGGAUUUUUACCUCACCACCAAAAUAUCAUUUUCGCAUUGCUGUGACAUUUAUUGAAAUAUCAACAGUAUUUUUUAUGAUUGCUUUAUUUAAAUUUACUGAUCCAGUUCGAACAUCAAUAAUGAAAAGAAUUAGCAUACGACCAAAUGUAGUCGCAGCAACAAUAAUAUAA